Molecule: messenger RNA, 171 nt
Organism: Dracunculus medinensis (Guinea worm)
Lineage: Eukaryota; Metazoa; Nematoda; Chromadorea; Rhabditida; Dracunculidae
Source: the annotation of a GenBank genome assembly
AUGUAUUGUCGAAAUUACAAUAAAAAUUCUUGGGCAGUUUUAGGAGGAAAUUAUAAAAAUUUUAUUUUAAAUUGUAAAAAUUUGAAGGAAAUUAAUAUAAAUAUCUCGACACUUGUACGAUUUCAACUGCUUGAUGUGAAAUCGUCGAGGGAUUCUUUCAAUCGAACCUAA